Musa acuminata subsp. malaccensis (wild Malaysian banana) is the source of this 2277-nucleotide messenger RNA. Its product is annotated as scarecrow-like protein 8. Gene Ontology annotation, cellular component: nucleus. The record is from RefSeq and is a predicted model, not a curated record. Gene Ontology annotation, biological process: regulation of DNA-templated transcription. Gene Ontology annotation, molecular function: sequence-specific DNA binding; DNA-binding transcription factor activity. Lineage: Eukaryota; Viridiplantae; Streptophyta; Magnoliopsida; Zingiberales; Musaceae.
CGCGAGAAGACGUACCCAAAGUGGUCGAUGUCGUGCCUCACGAGGCGGAGUGAGAAUAUGGGCCGCGAGUGGCGGAUACCUCGCCGACGUCGCCCACUUCUCUCUCUCUUCUUUAUUAGUACUCAUCUGCACGUAAAAUUAUACAAACCAGGCAACAAAACAGCGUACCCGUCUCGGCUUUCUCUUCUUCCUCUUUUAUUAUCAUUAUAAUAUCUAUUAUUAUUAUUAUUAUUAUUAUGAGAGAGAAGCGUUCGGCGGGUGGAAUUCUCUGUUGCAGGCGAGGAAAAGAGAGCUGUCACGUUGAUAUGACUCGCUCUUUUUAGAUUUCUCACGCCUUUUUUCGUCUCUCUCUUGGCGCGUGUUUUGUUCUGUGGAGAGGGCUUGGGGCAUGGCGUCGGGCUUCUCCGGCCGCUGCGGUGUGCAAUCCCCGAUCGCGACGCGUUCGGAAGCUGGAACCGGUGCUAUUCUGAAGCGAUCGCUUACGGAAAGGGAGAGGUUGCAGCAGCAGCAGCAGAUGCAGUUACAGGACGCGCUUCGAUCCGUAAAGCAGAGGACGCUUCUUGCCUCCUCCGCUUCCUCCCACCUUCCUCCACCUCCUCCUGUCGACCUGUCUUCGGGCUCCUCAUCAUUAACUUCGUCGAAUUUUCCGGCGUCCGGGUUCGCGAGGCGGCGGGAGAUGUUCUUCUCCGUCACGCAGACGGCGGCUGGCUCGGGGUCCGACAACAGGCCGUCCGCCGCGAUACAGGACCGGCUGCAGGAGCUGGAGCGGCAGCUAUUCUUGGACGAGGACGACGAGGAGGACGCGGUCAGCGCGUCAGGCUCGGCCGUGACCACCGCCGAGUGGAGCGACGCGAUGCAACAGCUCACGUCGCCGCCGUUGCCUCCGCCGGCAGCUGCGGUGGCAGCGCCGAACCAGCUCUCUCCUUCGCCCACCAACUCCUCCUCUACCGUCUCGUCCUCUGCCUCGAGCUCGCCCCCCUCGUUGUCCACGGCGGCUGCGGCUUCUUCGAGGCAGAUGCUUCUCGACACCGCCGUGGCUAUCGCUGAUGGAAACGUCGAGGCUGCCGCCGGUAACCUCGCCGUCCUGAAGCGCGCCGCGAACCACCGAGGCGACGCGGAGCAGCGGCUCACGGCGGUGAUGCUCCCCGCGCUCGUUUCUUGCAUGAAUCCGCCACCGACUGGGAACUUUUGUCCCUCGAUCGCGGAGCUCUGCAGCGCGGAACACUUUGCGGCCACGCAGGUGCUCUACGAACUCUCCCCUUGCUUCAAGCUCGGCCUCAUCGCCGCCAAUUUGGCGAUCUUGGAGGCCACCAAAGACCAUCCCAAGAUCCACAUCCUUGACUUCCAGUUUGGCCAGGGCGGCCAGUACCUCACCUUCCUCCACGCCCUCGCGGAGCGCCAGCGCCUCCGGCCCACCGCCCGUUCCCCGGUCAUCCGGAUCACCGCCGUCGCCGAUCCCUCCUCCCCAUUCACCAGGAACAACGGCGGAAACUUAAGGGCCGUGGGCCAUCAGAUCGAGAAGCUGGCGGAGCGGGCCGGCCUGGCGGUCCGGUUCGGCGUUGUCCACCGGCGGCCGGCGGAUCUGGACGCGGCAGCGCUGGGAUGCGAACCAGGAGAGGCCCUGGCGGUCAACCUGGCCUUCGCCCUCGCUCGGAUCCCGGACGAGAGCGUCUCCCCGUCGAACCCCCGCGACGAGCUCCUCCGCCGCGUGCGCGCCCUCCGGCCGCGCGUGGUGGCGAUGGUGGAGCAGGAGAUCAACACCAGCACCGCCGCCUUCGCCGCCCGCUUCGGAGAAGCGUGCGCCCACUACGGCGCGCUGCUGGAGUCACUGGACGCGACAAUGGCGCGGGACAGCGCGGAGCGGGCCCGAGUCGAGGCCUGGUUGGCUCGUCGCGCGGUCAACUCCGUGGCCACAGAGGGCGCGGACCGGGUGGAGCGGUGCGAGGUGUUCGGCAAGUGGCGCGCGCGUAUGGGGAUGGCCGGGUUCGAUCCGCUUCCGUUCGGGCCGGCUAUGAUCGAACCUGUCAAAGCCAAGCUCGCAUCGGUCCGGUCCAAUCCAGGGUUUACCAUCAAGGAGGAGGGCGGCCGGCUCGGGUUCGCGUGGAAGGACCGGGUGCUCACGGUGGCCUCUUCGUGGCGUUAGGCCGAGGGACAUCUUACCAGUCAAAUUUAUGAUAUAGUUAAUUGCUACUUGUUGGAAAUGUACCAAGCUGGCCCGCAUUUGCUUCCUGUAGGACGACGCCUUCGCUUUUUAGUGAUAAGUAUUAUGUUUGACGA